AUGCAUCCUGAUCUACACCAUUUCCAGCGCGCGGUUCAGCUGCGCCAAGAGGAGGACCCAGCCACGUUCUGUCCUGUCUCGGUGCGCCAGUAUGCAUCUUUGGUAGCGCCAUCCUAUGCAUCGACCCGCCUCCCCCAACGUGUCAGUGCGUCGCGUUCUUUCACUUCGAGUGUACAGCCGUCCCCUCUCCAGGCAGGGGCAAUUCCGUGUUCCGUUCUCCGUCCCGUUGUCCCUUGGAGCGCAACGACGACUUUAGGACCACUUGUGAGUCUCGACUCGAAAGCAGCUCUUACACCUUCUUCUGUUCAAGUGGGAGAACCCUGCCGCGCGUCUCUUCGGGAGGGCGAAGAAAGGGGGAGUCUGGUUGCCCGGGCGCACACAGCGACUUGCAGCUCCAGCGAAGUUGGCCGCAGAGGCGGAGCACCCGCAGCGGCUCUUCCGUCAAAUGGGGACUCCUCGUUUGCAGCUGCUGCUCGGACAGGAGGAACAGUGGUGUAUUGGAGACGGGACGUACAUCCCGAACGGCGUCCACAAUCACCCAGUCCUAGCGCACCUCGUGCCUCGUCAUCAUCUCCGGGGCUCCGCGUUCGGGACAAGUAUGGCUCUGUGCAUGCGUCGACGGCGAUUCCGGGGUUAUCCUCUUCAGUGGGGUACUUCAGAGAGCCCAUGCAGACGAGAAGAGGAGUUCCCGACAAUGCCCGACUCGUCUCGGCCCCUCGUCAAAAUCAGGCAGAUCCCUUGGGGGCAUUCCGCCACGAGGCGCCUUCUUCCCCGCCUCUUCAUGAAACUCUCGUCCCUCUCUGUACUGCUCGAUAUCGCCCCGCGGUGGCUCUUCCCUACAGCAGCCAAGAUGGAAGUCACAUGGACCGCCCCGGCUCCGUUUCCCUGCGACUGGCGGCAACCGCCACUCCACGCCUGCGUCAUGGUCCGUUGCCCGCGAACGCUGGAGCUGUUACGCGAGUUACUGGAACAGCAAACGGCGGGAGAGGAGUCCUCCCAGUUUCUGGGCCUGCGACGUUCUCAGGCGGAGGACCGACGCGUCUUGUGUUCCACACAGAAGGGACAGACAGUCAUCCACCAGUGUGUUCGACCGGCAGCACACUUACCCUCCCGCCCCGGGCCGAUGGAGGCGACAGAGAUGCAAUGGAGAUGCUUGCGCGGCAAGAUCCACCGCAUCGGGUGGUAGGAGGAAGCGACGGCCAGCUGGCGAAAAGCAUCGUUUCUUCUCUUCCGCCUUCAGAUUCAGAGGAUACGCGUCCCGCGUUACACUUCCAGUGUACACAGUUUGUUGGCCCUCCACCAACUGGCGGAGGCGGGAGAGCCGUUCAAGCAGGCUCCACAGGCCUCAAGGACUGUGCAUGGACAUCCGUUACGGGUUCCGCCUGCCUGUCUCAUGACCCAAGCGACCGUCCAGUUCCAUUCACGAAUCGCCUUUUUCCACAACAACGGGAGGGGGAGGCUGCUUCGCAUGACGCGAUUGGCGAUUCACGGUUUCCUUCAGGUUCCUUGACUCGACCUGGCGCGUCUGAUGGUUCUCCAUGUCUUCCCCUCUCGUCCGUCGAUAAGCAGUCGCCCUUGCGGCAGAACACCGGAUUCGAAACUGCAGCGCCUGCGGCAGCCGACGAUGAGGAGAGGGUAGAAGGAAGUCAGAAGCAAGAGCUUUCAACUCGAGCGCCGUCCGCACCCUUGGCGAAAGGAGACCCGUGUGAACCGCCCGCUCGGGGAAGCCUCGAGCCUUCCCAUAGGCAGACGGCUCGUGAUGCUGCAAACACGAGAGGUUCGGGUGUACAUACACGGGACGCGCGCGUCUCGAGGAAAGAGCGAGAGGUAGGAACGGUCCAGCGGAACGGCAAUGUCUGUCGCGGAGCAGGCGCCAGCGUUCUUGGGUCUGCCGUCGAGCACCGGACCGAGAAACCGACACGGGGACUUCGUGAGGCAAAGCGAGUGGCAGCAGGCACAGGUGCGCAGGACAUCCACAAUCCCCCAAAUGGAGCAGAAGCAGAAAGAAGGACCGGCAGACGAAGGGCGGGAUUGAAGUGCUCUCUGUCCUCUGCCUCCCGAGUUAGGACGGGGUCACUCGCGCGUAGCGGGGCUUUAACGUUUCGGCAAUCUGAGGAAGUUGGAAAGCGAAGUAUGGGCCAGUACACGUUGGGGGAAACAAUCGGAGAAGGCACAUUUGGAAAAGUUAAACUUGGAAUUCACGUAGCAACACAAGAACAAGUUGCCAUAAAAAUUUUGGAAAAAAGCCGAAUCAAGGAGGCCGACGAUGUCGAGAGGGUCGUUCGCGAAAUUCAUAUUCUCAAGACCGUCAGACACCCUCAUAUUGUUCGCCUGCUCGAGAUCAUCGAGACUCAGCAGCACCUCUACUUGAUUAUGGAGUACGCCUCCGGGGGCGAGUUGUACGACUAUAUUGUCAACCGGCAGUGUGUUGAGGAGAAGGAGGCGUGCAAGUUCUUUCGGCAGAUCCUCUCCGGCGUCGAAGAAAUGCACGCGCUGCGAAUAUGUCACAGAGACUUAAAGCCAGAAAAUAUUCUUCUGGAUGCCGAUUUGAACAUCAAAAUCGUCGACUUUGGUCUAUCAAAUACGUACACUUGUCGCUCCAAUCUGAAGACGGCGUGUGGUUCCCCUUCCUAUGCGGCCCCAGAGAUGAUCGAGGGAAAAGCCUACGAGCCUCUGGCCGUCGAUAUCUGGAGUUGCGGCGUCAUUCUUUUCGCCCUCCUCGCUGGCUACCUUCCCUUCGAGGACGCCUCAACUGACGGCCUUUAUCGGAAAAUCAUCAAGGGAGAGUUUGAGUGCCCGGAGUGGAUCUCGAAACCCGCAGAGGAUCUUCUUCGGGGUUUGCUAGACACAGACCCAAAAAGGCGACUGGUGCCUGAGCGCAUCAAGCGGCAUCCUUGGUACAACCUCGUGAAGGAAACAACGGGCGUCGUCUCUCUCAGUCGCGCGGGCUCUUCUUCUCUGCCUCCCUCGUUCACAUCUUGCGCAAAGUCUGAGACAGAGAACACUCGCACUGAAGGGCGAGAGUCGCGGGCUUUGGCGCGUUCUGCUUUCCUGCCUUUUGGCUGUGGGAUCCCACUUUGUAGCAGCUGCGCCCAGUGGGCUGAUGGCGACAAUCCCGAGGCACCGCCGUCCACGUGCAUCCUCAGCCAGAUGGCGUGCUUGGGACUUGAUACCGCGAAGGCGGUCGAAGCUCUUCAGAAGGGAGAACUGACCACCCUGACUGCCGCCUACUUCCUCCUCCUCGCCAAGAUGAACAGACGAACAGGGCGUGUUCGACUGGAGGCGCCCCUGCAACACGAAGCCGGGGACAAACCAGAAGCCGCAGUAUCUGCUCCCUCUCCAGAAGGCCUCCCUCGCUGCCGAGUGUCUCCCCAACCUCCUCUCGCCAAGGGCCACGAUGCUACACUUGCGUCUGCAGAUCCUUCCGGUACUUCCCCCACUUCCGCGCUACACACUGUUCGCGUUUGUUGCGCUCCGCUAAGUUUUUCUUCUCCACCCUCUGGUGUAGAGUACACUUUGGAGGAGACGUUGCCGGUGUCUUUGGAAGUUUCAGGCGUGUAUACGCCUGCACAAGGAGAUCCCCAUUCGCAAACUUCGACGGAGACGCCUGCCAUUUCGGUUCUAAAUCGCCCCACAGGCACCGCUCCUCUUCGUCAGGCGCAAGAACCCGCCUUGACGGACCAGCGCCUGCCGUCGGCGCUUGCCUCUUCGUGCGCCCUGCCGUACGCUUCUGUCUCCGGCAACUCCUCUGAAGGUUCAAGCAGCCGCCCCGGCCCAGGAAUGGAGGCUGGAGAAACUUCACGAGAGGACACAUUGCCCGUUGAGUACGGCCGUUUGUACACCGAUCCUUGUGACGGUUUCUCUCACUUUGGCCAGGUGGACGAGCGCUGGAGAACAGCGGCGCGCAGAGGAAAGGACGAAGACGUGGAUCGGGUUCAAUACAGGGAACGCCCAGAACCCGAGCGUCAUUUCUCUGGAGAAGAUGCGAGGCGCUUUCGUUCUCAAGACGCCCGCAUGGACGACGCUCGUCUCUCAGCGAAAAUGGUUGAUCUGUCGGGCGGUGACCGAGAGAAGAUUAGCGUGAGAUCCGAUGCGGAGGCCACGAGUCACCGAGCUCAGGCAGGGAAAGGCGGGGAGUCUGCUCUGUUGGAGAUUCGUCAGCAAAGCAAUACAUCGAACAGCACUGUUGACUCUUUUUCCUCUUUUAACUUUCACGCCCUGUACAAGAGCAGUCCGUCUCCGCAGGCGACAGGCGCGGCCCCUCGUGCGAGUUCGUCUUCCCACCGUCCCGCCGCUGCGGGCAAGAACGCUGGAAAAGCCCGAUCCGCGCGAGGUGGCGAAUCCGCGGUCCCCGGCCCCUCCAUCUUUUCGUCUUUCGCGUCGCCCUAUCCGAGCACAGGCCUGACCGCUGCGAGGGCUGCAUCUCUCCUUUCCGACCGGGCGCGCGUCCCCCCUGGACGACCCGCGCAUUUGGGGCCGCCGACAGCGAUGGUCAACCGCGCGCGGAUGCACCGAAUUCGUCAGCAGCAGAAAGGCGCUCUGCGCUUGCCUUUGUCGAGUCGAGGCUCUGAGACGUAUCGACCGUCUGCAACCAGUCGCCCACGGCCCGCUGGGCUCGCGGGCCGCACGCCGGUGGAGGCAGCGCGCGGCCGGGGCUCCUUGCUUCUGCCCAGCUCCGGGGGAAGCUUGCCUUCUGCGCGCCUGCCAGGAGCCGGGGCUGUGGGACGAGCGCUUUUAACAGCAGAAGGCUGUCGCCUGCUAAACAGCGCGAGAGGUUCGCGGACUGAACGUGGAGAAGGUGGGGCCUUCCGGUUGAUGGACUGGGCAGCGCGAAGCGGAGACCACUCCGACCUGCGCACUAGGGACUGUCCUGUCUCGACAGAAAGCCGGGCGACUUGGGCAGAGAAGAGAGACGGAGACACAACGCAGCGGGAAGCGAGGACUCCGGCGACGUGCCGGGGUUCUUCGCUUGGGCCAGCCCCCGCUCAUACCGACGUUUCGCUCCCAUCUGAACGCCCUGCGGAGGCGCCGCCGAGGUGCGGCCUCAGCCCCCCGAUUCUGCCGUUUUCGCUUCCAGACGGGGGUGUCUCGGCCCCCGCGCGGGCUGCGCGCGAAGAACAGCUCGCCGAAAUCCGGCGAAGCCUCUUAGCCACGGCGCGAGGCGUCACGCGAAAAAGGAUCGGCGAGGCAGAAAUUGCCGCAGAAGCAACUGGAAGAAGGACGGCGCGAAAGCCGGCGGCAGGAAAGCUGGUGGAACCAGGAUCGUGUGGAGGUAACGAGGACGGUCGAACGGGGAGCCGUAGGAAAGAGAAGACCGCAGGGGCGCAACUGAGUGCAAAAGCAAGAGCCGAGGAACGAGAACGCUUGAAGGAGCAGGACGCGCAGAAGAAACCGCAGGAAGAGCAUUGUGACCAGACUGACCUUGUCAGCCUUCUCCUUCCGCGUGAUGACUGCCCCACUCUGCCCAAACAUCCCGGCGUUGCCUUGCCCAAGACAGCACUGUGUUUGGACACCAUGCUCCAGAAUCAAGCUCAGGCCUUCCACCCUCCCGCUGCUUCUUCCCAUUCUGUGACGUGUGUUCCAGCUUGA
Neospora caninum is the source of this 5589-nucleotide messenger RNA. RefSeq names its product putative CAM kinase, SNF1 family. The record is from RefSeq and is a predicted model, not a curated record. Lineage: Eukaryota; Apicomplexa; Conoidasida; Eucoccidiorida; Sarcocystidae. Gene Ontology annotation, cellular component: cytoplasm. The transcript is spliced from 9 exons. The coding region runs from base 1 to 5589 and encodes 1862 amino acids. Gene Ontology annotation, molecular function: protein serine/threonine kinase activity; ATP binding. Gene Ontology annotation, biological process: intracellular signal transduction; protein phosphorylation.